AUGCCACUGCGUGUCCUCAGUGGCAAAUACAGUGGUGCUAAGGAGUCGCCCAUUGAAUCGCUGGCGAAGACCUACAAAACACAUAUCACAAAAGGGCUCACUGCCAAGCGGGCCGCAGAAAUCCUGGAAAGGGAUGGCCCCAACGAAUUGGAGAAGCCUCCCAAGCCGACGCUGCUGAUGCUAUUCCUAAUGCAGCUGACGAGCUUCAUCAUUAUUCUUCUCAUGGUGGCAGCCGUGGCCUCUAUCUUGGUCAACGCAUUGCCAUCGCUGCCUGUCUUGAACCGGCGUUGGAUUUUUUUUGUCGGGGCUUCCAUGAUAGAUGGCAGCCAGGGAAUCAUCGUCCUCAUCAAUGCGGGCAUCGCAGCCUGGACGGAACACAAGGCUGGGGAUGCACUCGAGGCGCUUUCCAAGAUGACGCAGGCCAACAUCUAUGUCUUGCGAGAUGGAAAGGAGGUUCAAGUACCAGUUCCAAGCGUAGUGGCUGGCGACAUUGUGGUCCUUGGAACGGGCGACGUGGUGCCUGCGGACCUGCGCCUUUUCGAGGCCAAGGACUUCAAGGUCAGCGAGAUGGCGCUCACAG
Symbiodinium pilosum is the source of this 580-nucleotide messenger RNA. Lineage: Eukaryota; Dinophyceae; Suessiales; Symbiodiniaceae. The record is from the annotation of a GenBank genome assembly.